Messenger RNA from Sporothrix schenckii 1099-18, 5085 nucleotides. Its product is annotated as histidine kinase group protein. The coding region runs from base 1 to 5085 and encodes 1694 amino acids. Gene Ontology annotation, molecular function: phosphorelay sensor kinase activity. NCBI's taxonomy places the organism in Eukaryota, Fungi, Ascomycota, Sordariomycetes, Ophiostomatales, Ophiostomataceae. The record is from RefSeq and is a predicted model, not a curated record. The transcript has a single exon. Gene Ontology annotation, biological process: phosphorylation; phosphorelay signal transduction system.
AUGCCUGUGGAGAACGAAACCACCGGCCGACCCGUUGAUCACGCUCGCCUUUCCAGCUCUUCUGUCACGAGGCCGUCCUCCGUUGCUACGUCUGCCAAGGAGCGUCUUCGCUUGAGCCGCGGCGCAGCCCCCGUCGUCUCGACGCCCGCCCACUCCGUCACGUCGCCGACUGAACAGCCGUCGUCACCGACCUCGUCAUCCUCCUCGCUCUUCUCGUCUGUGGCCAGCCACUCUUCCUUUUCGACCACCUACCAGCCGGUCCCGGCGUGGAUUGCCUCCGAAAUCAGCCGGAAUGUGCUAGCACCCACGCACGAGUUCCCUGGUUACACCGCUGUUGCUGGCGCGGCGGGUUGUUCUGCAAGAGGUGGCGCAUGUUGCGGCGGCGGUGCAUCCGGAGGACUCGCCGACGCCGACACACCCCGUUCUGUCAGCUCGCCUUCGCAUCCCCCCUGCCCGCACCCUUCUUCCUUGUUCCGGCCAAGAAGUUACUCGAUGGCCAUGCAACCGUAUCUGGCAUCUGCACCCGCCGCCGGGCUCCCUGACAGCCGUGCUGCCGUUGAUAUACCGGAGCAGCGAGCGUCUCUGCGGUCCAAAAUCAUCACACCCUCCGACUUCAACGGGGAAACCAGCAGCAUCCCCGGCCUAGGCGCUCUUGACGAUGAAGACGGGCAAAAAGGACAAAACGGGCAAAACAGAGACAACGGGCAAGGCGAAUUCCAAGACGACGUCUCCGCGGCAGACGGUCUUCUCACAGCGGCCGCCAAGACUGGCCGUCUGCGAGAUGAGCCCGAGAACGAAGUAGUACGGAAGCAAUUUCUCGCCAAAGGCAAUGUAAGUCAGGGCACCAUGGCGAACGGCGAAUGCAAAUCGACUCAGUCCAGCAGCCCGGCAACCUCGGCCUCAGGAACUCCGCAAAUUCCGCAGCCGGCUUCCUUCCUAUCACAGAAUGCCGAUCUCGUUGAGCUACUCAACCAAGACGAUCGGCCGACGUUCCUCGUCGAUGCCUGCGCCACGGACAGCGAACAGAUGGACAAGCCGUGGGCGGUCGUCUUCGCCAACACCGCCCUCAAGGCAUUACCGUCUAUCCUAGUCAAGCUGUCCAGCACCGAUCACGAUGACGCCUUGUCACAGUUCAAGAAUUGGGCGCUGCGAUUGACGCCAGAGUCCGCCGCCCUGAACCAAGACCCUGCUUCGUUCGCUGGUUGGCGGUGGAGUGCAUCUACUCUCCGGCGGCGCUUCCGUGUCAUUCGGGGCCUCGGCUUCGAAGCACCAGUACCUCCAUCACAGCCUUCUCCUCUGGUAGGAAGCAGUACCACUGCGACCAUAGCCGCCGCAGGUGAGCCUGACCUACCGGCCCAGAAGAGCCCUCCGCAAGAUGAGGCCAUCUCUCUGCCGUCUUUGACUGCCGGUGACGACUGUUCUUCAACGGCGGCACCAACCGCCAUCGAUCUCGGCGCCAGCCUGGUCCCGUUCCCGCCCCUCGAAGAUGUGAAGCAGUCUUUUGAUUGGACACGUAUUGCCGUGACCGACGACAUGCCAGCGCACAUUCGGUUUGCCAGAUCUAUCGACUGGGCUUCCACACCUCUGGGGCCGAUUGAGCACUGGCCAAGUGACCUCCGCACCAUGGCCAACCUCGUCGUGGCAAGCCCGCAUCCGGCUGCAAUGUACUGGGGCCCGUCAUUCACGGUGAUCUACAACGAGGCAUAUACCUCGCUGGCUGGCCAGAAACACCCGCAGUUGAUGGGCUCGCCUUUCGCCCAAAGUUGGUCCGAGAUUUGGGACGACUUGAAGCCCUUCUUUGACAGCGCCUGGAAUGCCGGCCAGGCUGUCUUGAAGCAGGACAACCACCUGUUCAUCAACCGCCAUGGGUUCUGCGAAGAGACCUUCUUCGACUGGUCCCUUGUGCCCAUGGUUGGCAGCGACGGCUCGGUUGUGGGCCUGUUCAACCCCGCCUUUGAAAACACCCGGCGGAAGGUCAAUGAACGGCGCAUGUUGACUCUGAACGAUGUGGGCGAGAAGACGGCUACGGCACAAACCAUUCCCGGCUUUUGGCAGGCGGCCCGAGAGGGUCUGGAGGACAACGAGUACGACGUGCCCUUUGCGCUCAUCUACUCCGUCGUCCGCACCAACAACGACAACAACAACGACAACAACGACAACAACGAGAGCCAAGUGUCGUCGACCACACCGGGCACUCUGCCCAAUCCGCCCCAGGUUGUGCUGGAGGGCUCGCUUGGCGUACCGCACGACCAUCCAGCCGCUGUGCACUCGCUGGAUCUUCGCACCAGCGAGGACGGCUUUGCACCGUAUAUGCGUCAGUCCAUGUCGGGUUCCACCACCAGCGCACCGUCGUCCACCGUGCUUCCGCCGGUCGUUUUGUCCAUCGAGAACGGCACGCUUCCCACCGAGCUCCUAGCCGGUCUGCACGGCGACCGGGGCUUCGGCGAUCCGUGCCGCACCGUCGUCGUCAUUCCCGUGCAGCACCUUACCGUCACGUCCGACUCCACAGCCUCCUCCUCAUCCAUUUCGGGCUUCAUUGUCAUGGGCACGAACCCGAGGCUGUCGUACAACCGGGACUACCGCUUGUUCGUGCACCUGCUGGCACGCCAGCUGACAACAUCGCUGGCGUCCGUGGUGCUGUAUGAAGAAGAAGUGCGCCGCAGCCAGUGGGCAGCGCGCAGAGCGGCACAGGAUCGCCAGGAGCUCUCCCACCAGCUCCAGAUCCGAACCCAACAGGCCGUCGACAGCCAAAACCGAUUCAUGCGCAUGGCCGAAUUUACGCCUGUCGGCAUGUUUGUCACCGACAACACGGGCCGGAUCACAUACUGCAACGACAUGUGGUGGAAGAUUUCGCGCCACCCACGACAGGAUGUCGCUGCGUCAUCACCUCCAUCCAGCUCCCUCACCCCCGUCCAAGUCGCUGCACCCCUCAACAACGACGCCUCGUCCGUUUGGGGCACCUGGAUGGACAGCGUGCAGGACGAGGACCAGCCAGGACUUGCCGUGGUCUGGAACCGACUUGUCAACGAUAAAUGCAAUGUCACGCACGAGUUCCGGUUCAAGGAGAAGACGACCAUCCAGACCGAGGGUGCGGAACCCAUCGAGACAACCACUUGGGUUCUGCUGCGCGCAUACCCGGAAAAGGACGAUCAGGGUAAUCUCAAGGGCAUUUUUGGGUGCAUCACCGACAUUUCCCAGCAGAAGCUGGCGGAAGAGUUCCAGAUUCAGCUCCGCAAAGAAGCCGUAGAGCAUAAGCGCCAGCAGGAGAACUUUAUUGACAUCACGAGCCACGAGAUGCGAAAUCCCCUUAGUGCCAUCUUGCAGACCGUCGACGAGAUCACGAACACGGUCAACGAGCUCAGGCGUCUGGCGGCCAACGGGAGUACGACCGAGUUCAACCGCGCAUUCGACAACAUCCAGGAAGCCAGCAGCACCAUCACGCUCUGCACCAAUCAUCAAAAGCGAAUUGUCGACGACGUGCUCACACUCUCCAAGCUAGAUUCCCAGCUGCUGCCCGUGACCCCCGUCGAUGUGCAGCCGGUCAUGGUGGUCCGCGGCACACUAAAGAUGUUCGAAGCGGAGCUCCUGGCCCACGACAUCAACUGCACCUUCCGCAUUCAACCCUCGUACCUGGACCUAGUCGGCGUCGGGAACUGGCUGAGGCUUGAUCCGUCGCGGCUGAACCAGGUCCUCAUCAACCUGUUGACCAACGCCAUCAAGUUCACACAGUCCUGCGAGCAGCGCUCCAUUGUUGUCUCCCUCGCGGCAUCCGACGGCCAAUGCGACCCUGCCGAAAAUGACGUCUCAAGCUCCAUCGCCGACGUCUCCUACUUGCCCAGUCGACAGGACACUCCCGGAAUCGCCGAUGGUGCCGACUGGGGCAACGGCCAGUUGAUCAACCUUCACGUCGCCGUGUCCGACACAGGCAACGGGCUGGAGGACGACGAAAAGAACGAGUUAUUCCAGCACUUCUUGCAGACGUCGCCCCGGACGCAUGUUCAGUACGGCGGUUCGGGCCUGGGCCUCUACAUCUCUCGCAACCUUACAGAAUUGCAGGGCGGCCAGAUCGGCGUGGCGUCGAAGAAGGACGAGGGCAGCACAUUUGCGUUUUACGUCAAGUCGAGGAAAGUUCCGUCCACCCCAGCCGGUGUUCAGCCCGGUGCAUCGGACAUUUCCGCCAUCGUCUCUGGUUCACAGUCCGCGACGGACGCUUCUGCUGUCGUUGCCUACACGUCCAAUCGCCUCAAGGAUGGCUCCGGGAAUUGCACCUGUAGCACAACCGUAGCGUCAACGGCCACCGUCCUGCCCCAGCUCCCAUCGCCGCCACUGAUGGUCGAGUCACCGUUUUGGCCUCUGGCGGCGACAGAACCGCGCUCCCACCAAUGCCCUUCCAGGGACGAGGCUCAGGCCGCUCCCACGCCUAUCAUCAGCAACGCUGCUAUCUCCUCUCUUACCAAGCGUUCUGCCGACGACACAAAUAGAGCAUCGGACGUCUCGCCGACACUGGAUGUGCUCAUCGUGGAGGACAACAUUGUCAACCAGAGGGUACUGCAGCGCCAGCUCGACAAAUGUGGAAACCGGACAAUGGUAGCCAACCACGGUGGCGAAGCGCUGGAAAUUCUGCUCCAGGCUGCGUCUUUUGGAAAGGCGAAUUCAGACAGCGGCAGUGCUGCCGGGGACGAGCCUGCAUCCAGUGUCAAGGGGCAACCCGAAGCGACAAGGGUGCCGUCGGCAUUGGCUCCCGCGAGCGCCGCCAUGGCACCCUCGGCUUCCUCCUCGGGCUUGCGGCCGCUUGGUUCAUAUGUCUCCAUCGUUCUUCUGGAUCUAGAAAUGCCCGUCAUGGACGGCAUGACCUGUGCGCGGGCCAUCCGUGCUCUGGAGCGGAGCGGCACGCUUCCAGGCCAUGUUCCCGUCAUCGCGGUCACAGCCUACGCCCGGUCGGAACAGAUUGAGGCGGCCCUGGCAGCCGGUAUCGACGACGUUAUCUCCAAGCCGUUCCGCCUAGCGCAGCUGACGCCCAAGAUUCAGGAAUUGGUGGCCAAGUACCCUGUUGCUCUGCGUCCUCUUGCAGAGACUGCAAACUAG